Messenger RNA from Hyaena hyaena (striped hyena), 2668 nucleotides. RefSeq names its product microtubule associated protein 6 (gene MAP6). NCBI's taxonomy places the organism in Eukaryota, Metazoa, Chordata, Mammalia, Carnivora, Hyaenidae. Gene Ontology annotation, cellular component: axon; microtubule; cis-Golgi network. The transcript is spliced from 4 exons. The record is from RefSeq and is a predicted model, not a curated record. Gene Ontology annotation, biological process: regulation of microtubule cytoskeleton organization; dendrite morphogenesis; cytoskeleton-dependent intracellular transport. Gene Ontology annotation, molecular function: calmodulin binding; microtubule binding. Bases 209 to 2365 code for a protein of 718 amino acids.
GGGGGACUUUACGGACUUUAUCUCGGUGAUAGUUUGACCUUCCUGGGCGCUCUCUGAGGGAGAAGACCGAGGUAGCGCAGGCCACUAGGGGAAAAACGGUGGGAACCAGAUUAGCUACUGGUCGAGGGCCAAGGGACUGAAGUAAGAUUAGAGACUUGCUUGAGAGCCACAAAAAGAAAGAGGCAGGGCCAGCUUUGCAGCUAGCAUCAUGGCGUGGCCGUGCAUCACGCGGGCCUGCUGCAUUGCCCGCUUCUGGAACCAGCUGGACAAGGCGGACAUCGCUGUGCCGCUGGUUUUUACCAAGUACUCGGAGGCCACCGAGGCCCCGAGCGCCCCGCCGCAGCCGCCGCCGCCUCAGCAGCAGGCGCAGCCGGCGCACGCGCCCCCCUCGGCGCGGGCGGUCGCCAUAGAGACGCAGCCGGCCCAGGGCGAGUUGGAUGCAGUUGCCCGGGCAACGGGGCCGGCGCCGGGGCCUAGCGGCGAACGCGAAGCGGCGGCUGCCUCAGGCCGGAGCGGGCCGGGCCCCGGCCCGGGCUCUGGCUCCACCUCCAGCGCGGGCCCCGCGGACUCGGUGAUGCGUCAGGACUACCGCGCCUGGAAGGUGCAGCGGCCCGAGCCGAGCUGCCGGCCGCGCAGCGAGUACCAGCCUUCCGACGCGCCCUUCGAGCGCGAGACCCAGUACCAGAAGGACUUCCGCGCCUGGCCGCUGCCGCGCCGCGGGGACCACCCGUGGAUUCCCAAGCCCGUGCAGAUCCCCGCGUCCUCCCAGGCUGCGGUGCCAAUUCUCGGGGCGUCCAAGCGCCGGCCCCAGAGCCAGGAGCGUUGGCCCACGCAGGCCGCGGCCGAGGCCCAGGAGCAGGAGGCGACCCCUGGCGGAGCGGGUGGCCUGGCAGCCGGAAAGCCCUCCGGUGCAGAUGAGCGCGACACACGCAGGAAGCCCGGGCCCGCCUGGAUGCUGCGUCGCGCCGAGGGGCAGGGGCCGGAGCAGACGCCUCUGCCCGCAGUCCAGGCCCAGGCCCAGGUCCAGGCCGCGGUCCCCGAGGGUGGCAAGGGACGUGCAGCGGUGGACGCCCUCAACAGGCAAAUCCGCGAGGAGGUGGCGAGCGCGGUGGGCAGCUCCUACAGAAAUGAAUUCCGAGCAUGGACGGACAUCAAGCCUGUGAAACCAAUAAAAGCCAAGCCCCAGUAUAAGCCUCCAGAUGAUAAGAUGGCUCAUGAGACCAGCUAUAGCGCCCAGUUCAAAGGGGAAGCCAAUAAGCCGACGCCAGCUGACAAUAAGGUGAUUGAUCGCAGAAGAAUACGCAGCCUCUACAGUGAACCUUUCAAGGAACCUCCAAAGGUGGAAAAACCUAGCGUUCAGAGUUCCAAACCAAAAAAGACCUCAGCAAGCCAUAAGCCCCCGCGGAAGGCCAAAGACAAGCAGGUGGGGUCGGGCCGGGCUUCCAAGAAAAAGAGCACGGAGGGUGCCGGUGCCGCCCAGCCUGACGACAAGGAGCAAAGUAAAGAGAUGAACAAUAAACUGGCUGAGGCUAAAGAGAGCCAGGGUGAACUCACCAGUGACUCACGUAAGAAUCAAGGUCCUGUAGCCACAGAGCCAGACAAGGAUCAAAGUCCUAUGGACCCAGGGCCUCUGAAAGAUCAAGGUCCUGUGAUCCAAGAUCGUCCAAAAGAUCAAAGCCCUCUGGUCCCAGAGCCUCUGAAGGGUCAAGCUCCUGUGGUCUCAGGUCCUCUGAAGGAUCUAGGUCCUGUGGGCCCCGCACCAGUUAAGGAUCAAGAUCAUGUAGCCCCUGAGCCUUUAAAGAAUGGAGGGUCUAUGGUCGCAGCACCAGUAAAAGACCAAGGUUCCUUGGUCCCAGUGCCUCCGAAGAACCAAAGUCCUAUGGCUCCAGCAACAGUUAAGGAUCAAGGUUCCAUGGUACCAGAGCCUCUAAAAGCUCAAGGGCCCAUGGUCCCAGCGCCUGUCAAAGAUCAAAGCCCCAUGGUGCCUGAGCCUGUGGAUCAAGGUCCCAUGGUCUCAGCACUGAGCAAGGAUCAAGGUCCUAUGGUUCCAGAGCAUCUGAAGGAUCAACAUGCCACAGUCAUAGCACCUAUGAAGAAUGAAAGUCCUGUGCUCUCUGAGCCUGUAAAGAGUCAAGGUUUACUGGUUCUGGAGCCAGCCAGGGAUCAUGGUGGAGUGGCCCCAGAUCUUCUGAAGGAUCAAGAUUCUGUGCUUGCGGCACAUGUCAAGAAUCAAGGUCCUGUGGUCCCAGCACUAGUCAAGGAUCAAGCUCCCAUGGUCCCAGAGCCUCCAAAGAAUCAAGAUCCCAUGGUCCCUGAGCCUGUGAAGAAUCAAGUUCCUAUAAUCCCAGUGCCUCUGAAAGAUUAAGACCUGCUGGUGUCACCGCCAGCAAAGGACCAAGGUCCUAUAGUCCCUGAACCUCUGAAGACUCAAGGUCCCAGGGGCCCUCAGCUGCCCACUGUCCCACCUCCACCCCCAGUCAUGAUCCCAACUGUCCCCCAUGCGGAAUACAUUGAGAGUUCCCCUUGAUACUCGCCCCUCGACACACCAAGGAAGGAUCUGGCAGUGGAAGUGCUCCCUCCCGGGGUAGCGAAGACACAUAUUUAAUCUGCAUGAAACACGUACUGUAUAGUCUUGCUGGAAUCUAAUAAAGCUGUUCCCUCUGGCGCA